Molecule: messenger RNA, 1740 nt
Organism: Megalobrama amblycephala (Wuchang bream)
Lineage: Eukaryota; Metazoa; Chordata; Actinopteri; Cypriniformes; Xenocyprididae
Gene: pus3
Product: pseudouridylate synthase 3
Exons: 7
Coding region: 162-1571 (469 amino acids)
Biological process (GO): mRNA pseudouridine synthesis; tRNA pseudouridine synthesis
Cellular component (GO): cytoplasm; nucleus
Molecular function (GO): pseudouridine synthase activity; RNA binding
Source: RefSeq, a predicted model, not a curated record
CAGUGCAAAAUCUCCAACAUGCCAGAGUAAAUGCGUCAAGACUUUUAUUUUGAAGGUUGGCUUGACGGAAGCCAAUGCUGCGUUUAAAAGUUACUGUUCAGAAUUUGUAAUUUCGCUAUUUUCAUGAAGCUUCGAGAAGGAUAUCUGUGUUUAUUGUAACCAUGUCAGAGGAGGUUCUGCUGGCUCGAGUGAAGGCUUUAGAGGAGGAGGUGGGGAGACUGAAAGCUCAGCUGAAAGUAGAGAGAGAUGGAGCUGGGACAGAGGAGAGGACUGAAGCAUCAGACAGCUUCAAACCUCAGGAAGGUGAAGAGAACAGAUCCAAGCAGAAGAAACGAGGAGCAGAGAGGCCCUUUGACUUCUCUGCACACCCUCGCAGACAUGUGGCACUGCGGCUGGCAUACCUCGGCUGGCAAUAUCAGGGCUUCGCCGUCCAAGAAAACACAGACAACACUGUUGAAGCCCGGCUGUUUGAGGCACUGCUGAAGACUAAACUGAUCCAGGACAGACAGACCUCCAACUAUCAUCGCUGCGGCCGCACAGAUAAAGGAGUCAGUGCUUUCUCUCAGGUUAUAUCCAUUGAUCUGCGCUCCACGCAGUAUGGAGGAGGUUUAGGUGUGACUGUCCCGGCUGACGUGGAGGUCAAAGCCAAGGCCUCUGCAGAAGAAUUACCCUAUGUGAAGAUACUUAAUCGAGUCCUGCCACAGGACAUUAGGAUCCUGCAAUGGACCCCUGUAGAAAGUGGCUUCAGUGCACGCUUUGACUGCCAGUCCAGAACAUACAGAUACUACUUUCCUCGUGGAGACUUGGAUGUGGAAAACAUGGCAGAGGCUGCUAAACGGUAUGAGGGAACACAUGACUUCAGGAACCUGUGUAAGAUGGAUGUAGGUAAUGGAGUCUUGCAAUUCCAAAGGACCAUCUUGUCUGCCAGCAUCCAGCCAGCCCAACUCAACCCCACCUGCCCUAAUGACCCUCACCAACUCUAUGUCUUCCAGGUCAAAGGUCUUGCUUUCCUCUAUCAUCAGGUUCGCUGCAUGAUGGCUUUGCUGCUGCUGAUUGGACAGAAACUCGAAGCUCCAGAAAUCAUUGAUCAGCUGCUGGAUGUGGAGAAAAACCCAAGGAAACCUCAAUACAGUAUGGCGGUGGAUUACCCUUUGGUUCUGUAUGACUGCCACUUCGAGGGUGUGCAUUGGAGGAAUGAAACGGAGGAGGAGAACCACGUCCUGAACUCGAUGCACCAACACUGGGUUCAGAAUGCAGUCAAGACGCAGGUUCUGCUCGGCAUGAUCCAAGGCCUUCAGAGCACAACCACAGGGGUGACUUCUCUGCAGUGCUGGCUCAUGGAGGGCUCCAGGCAGAGGAAGUACCAGCCUCUUCUGGAGCGGCCGCGCUGUGAGAGUUUGGAGUCCAGGAUCCAGCACUUUGUGAAGAGGGGAAGACUGGAGCAAGAAGAAGGAGAGAACGGAGAGGAGACGACUGUGUUCAGGGGGAAAAGAUCAAAACAUUCCCAUCUGACGACAACAAACCAACUCCAGGAGCAAAACCAUGGAGCAAAAACUGAGGAGAACCUGUAACCUUUUACAUUUUCUGCUUUGACUUUUAAUGUGUACAGAAUGAUUUGAAGGCAAAACAGAAACAUUUUUCUUAAUUUUUUUUUUUUUAUCUUUGUUCAGCAGCACAAUUACCUAAUUUUCUACCUUGCCCAAAGUAGCACGUUUAUUAAAGGAUUGCUCCAUGUGUUCU